GCGGCCGCCGCGGUCGGUGGUGGUCCCCAGCAGCUACCGGCAUCCGUUAAUCCCUUCGUCACCGCCACAUACGCGCAGCACGCGACGUACGGUGGACAGCGGGUGCCUACAGCUUCAUCUCCAGCAAACACUAACAGCAGCUCCAGUAGUGCCACUGGCAGUCAAAGCGGGACUAUGAGCACGAAUCUCAGCAACAAUGCCAUGCAGGGUCAACAAGCAGAGCAGCUGUCUAAAACGAAUCUAUACAUCCGUGGCCUCAACCAGAAUACGACUGACAAAGACCUCGUUAACAUGUGUUCUCAGUACGGAACUAUAACUUCCACCAAGGCGAUUUUAGACAAAAAUACAAACAAAUGUAAAGGUUACGGAUUUGUAGACUUCGAAUCACCGAUGGCGGCAGAGGGUGCUGUGAAAGCACUGGUCGCCAAGGGCAUCCAAGCGCAGAUGGCGAAAGUUGCGAAGUGCAUUCGGGAGCCAGUCUUAAGAUUCAGAAAAAACGGGACUUCAAGUUUGCAACAGGAGCAGGAUCCCACUAAUCUGUACAUCGCCAACCUGCCGCUGACCUUUAAAGAGAACGACGUCGAGGCAUUACUCGCUCAAUACGGACAAGUUAUCUCUACCCGUAUUCUGCGCGACACUUCCGGCCAGAGUAAAGGAGUUGGAUUCGCAAGAAUGGAAUCCAAAGAAAAAUGUGAACAAAUUAUACAAAUGUUUAAUGGAAAGGCACUAACAGGCGCAAAGGAUCCAUUAUUAGUUAAGUUCGCUGAUGGCGGAAACAAAAAGAAAUCGUUGUUUAAAAGUACAAUAUGGAGAGAGACUGGAGAGAAUAUGACUUUGAACUACGACACGAGUGGCGUUGGUCAGAACGGCGUUGCUACGACUCACAUGCUUCCCACGACAGCUCUUACACAGUACAGUCGUCAUUACAGUCAGGCAUUGCCUGGUUACAGUGUGCCGGGCACUCCUUGGGUGGCUCCUUAUCUCGUGCACCCUUCCCCGCCACAUAUGCAACAGGUCGACAUGAUACCAUCGGCUGAUCCUAGUAAUCCACAAUACAGUAUGAUUCCUCAGCUUACCACACAAAUGUCUACCUUGCAUCUUGGCACUGGUUCCUACAUAGCGAGCCCGCAUCCCUAUCCUUACACAACUUAUCCCGCUCCUAGCAUUAUUCACACUAUGCCACUGGGCGAGUCGGAGCAGACGAGUAACGCAGCGUCCCCCGACGACUCCUAUCAGCAGUACCAGGCUCAACAGCCUAAGUAGGCCACGGUUUAUAAUAGAUGUACGAUCGCGCUAAGGGUUACGUGAAUUAGAAAAGGCUUACUGAUUGACUUAUGAAGAUAUGCGCAGAAGGAAGGCAACAUACGAAAGCGAAUUACACUAAGAAGAAUAGAAUUUGAAACAAAAACUACAUUACGUAACGAAUAAGAUUCUUCCUCACGAUAAAUUGACUUGCCAGCGUUUUUAUACGUUUUAUCCAACAGUAAAUAGAGGAAAGUAGAUGAUAUUUUGCAACGAGUAGGCAGAGUGAAUGUUGAGAGAAUGUGUAAGAGCGAGAGGAAAUGAGCGAGCGAGAGAAAGAUUAUAAUUGAAAGAAAUACAGGAAGAUGAGUACGAGAACGAUUACGUGUCGUCCGCGUGAAAUGGCACGUGCUUCCAUACUAGUUAUGGUUCCAUUAAAGCUGAUGGUAACACGUACACUCUCAUGUACACACAUACUAGAGAGAGACAGAGAGAGAGAGAGAAAGAGAGAAAGAGACAUAAUAUGCGACAGUAACGAAAAAAACAAGUUAUUUACGAAGAACAAUUUAGUGUCAAGCUAAUAGGCUUCCAUGAUGUAACUUUAGGUAUUAUGUUUACUACGGACAGAUGACAAAAGCUAAUCGAAUCUAAUCUCGAGAGCUCGACAGUAUGGAUAAGUAUUUUAAUGAGUGAGAGCGAAAGAGAGAGAAUGUACGUGUGGAUGUAUUAACUAUAAAGAAAAACAAGGAAAGAAGAAGAAAAAGUAAUGCUCAGAAAUA
Molecule: messenger RNA, 2021 nt
Organism: Acromyrmex echinatior (Panamanian leafcutter ant)
Lineage: Eukaryota; Metazoa; Arthropoda; Insecta; Hymenoptera; Formicidae
Gene: shep
Product: RNA binding motif single stranded interacting protein alan shepard
Cellular component (GO): ribonucleoprotein complex
Molecular function (GO): RNA binding
Source: RefSeq, a predicted model, not a curated record